AAAUUCAAUGGCGUUCCGAGACAGAACACAAUCACACAAAACCCAGAAAUUUCAACUUAGCGUUUUUCUUUGAUUCUUCCAUCCAUGAAUUUCCAUGAAAUUCAUCUUACUCUUCAAUAAUUACCAUUAUUUGUCGAUAACGAACAUCGAAGACGAAGAGGAGGACGAAGGAGAUGGUGACGCGUGUGAUCAUGGAGGAUGACGAUUCUGUCUCGUUUAGCUUCGUCUAUUUCCUAAUCUUCGUCAUCGUUACCGCCAUAGCAGUCGCCGGAGAUUCUCUGGACAGUGACAGAGAAGUCCUGUUGAGUUUGAAAUUGUAUCUCGAGGCUAUGAACCCGAUGAACCGAGGAAAGUACUCUCAAUGGAACAAUGAGAACCAGGAUGUCUGUCUUUGGCAAGGCAUUACUUGCGAUGGAAGUAGAGUCACCGGUGUCAACCUGAGCGAUUGCGUGAUUUCCGGUUAUCUCUUUGGAAACUUCUCGGCCUUAACGCAGCUGACAUAUCUCGAUCUAUCCAUGAACACGAUCAAGGGCUCAAUUCCUGAGGACCUGAGCCGUUGUCAGAACCUAAGGCAUCUGAAUCUUUCUCAUAAUAUUCUUGAAGGAGAGCUAAAGUUGUCUGGUUUGGCAAAUCUCGAGGUUCUUGAUCUGUCAUUGAAUAGGGUUGCGGGCGAUAUCGGUUAUAGUUUCCCGUCAAUCUGCAACAAGUUGGUCGUUGCCAAUCUUUCGACGAAUAACUUCACGGGUAGAAUUGAUAAUAUCUUUGAUGGGUGUCGGAAUCUGAAGUAUGUCGACUUUAGCUCCAAUAGGUUCAGUGGAGAGGUCUGGCAUGGUUUUGGGAGGCUGAUACAGUUUUCAGUUUCCGAGAACAAUCUUACCGGGAAUAUUCCGGCCACAGUUUUCAGGGGUAACUGCACUUUGGAAAUCUUGGAUUUGUCGGAGAAUGAAUUCAGCGGGGAAUUCCCGGGUCAAGUUUCGCAUUGUCAGAACCUGAAGGUUUUUAACCUGUGGGGAAACACGUUCACAGGCCAGAUCCCGCCCGAGAUAGGCUCAAUAAAGUCUCUUAGAGGUUUAUAUCUGGGAAAAAACGGUUUCUCAAGAAACAUCCCAGAGACUCUCUUGAACUUGACCAACUUGGUGUUUCUGGAUUUGAGCAAGAAUGAGUUUGGAGGAGACAUUCAAAGUAUAUUUGGGAGAUUCACUUGGGUGAAAUAUCUCGUUCUGCACGGGAACUCAUACGUUGGAGGCCUCUACACUUCCAACAUCCUCACUUUACCUAAUCUUUCCCGGCUUGAUCUGAGCUACAACAAUUUUACCGGCCCCUUACCCGUCGAAGUCUCUCAGAUGCAGAAUUUGAAGUUCUUGAUUCUUGCGUAUAAUCAAUUUGAUGGUUCUAUACCACAGGAAUAUGGUAAUAUAUCGGGGCUUCAAGCGCUUGAUCUCUCCUUUAAUAGGCUGAAUGGAUCCAUACCAGCUUCGUUCGGGAACUUGACCUCUCUCUUGUGGCUAAUGCUUGCAAACAACUCUCUAUCGGGUGAAAUUCCUCGAGAGCUCGGUAACUGCAGAAGCCUUUUGUGGUUGAACUUGGCAAAUAACCAGUUCUCUGGUGGACUUUCACCUGAAUUGACAAACAUGGGCAGCAAUCCUUUUCCGACAUUCGAAGUGAACCGGCAAAAUACUGACAAGAUCAUCGCGGGUUCUGGCGAGUGCUUGGCUAUGAAGAGAUGGAUUCCAGCAGAGUUCCCACCUUUCAAAUUUGUAUAUGCAAUUCUUACAAGAAAGAGCUGCAGAAGCCUAUGGGAUCAUGUUCUCAAAGGGUACGGUCUCUUCCCUGUAUGUUCCACAGGUUCCACAUUGCGCACGUUUCAAAUCUCGGGUUAUCUUCAGCUCAGUGGAAAUAAGCUUACUGGUGAAGUUCCUCGAGGUAUCUCUGGUAUGAAGACAUUGAGUAUGCUGCAUUUGGGUUUCAAUGAGUUUGAUGGGAAACUGCCUCCGGAGAUAGGAAACUUGCCGCUCGCGGUCCUCAAUCUCACCCGAAAUAAUUUCUCGGGUCAGAUUCCAGAAGAAAUCGGGAAUCUAAUGUGUCUGCAGAAUCUUGAUUUGUCAUACAACAAUUUCUCAGGAAACUUCCCUUCGAGUCUGAAUAACUUGGCUGAGCUGAGUAAGUUCAACAUCUCUUACAACCCUCUCAUUUCAGGUGUGGUUCCAUCGACGGGGCAACUUGUAACAUUUGAGAAAGACUCAUUUCUUGGAGAUCCACUGCUGCGGCUUCCCAGUUUCUUUAACCAAACUGGAAACCAGACAAAUAUUGAGAAGUUCCAUCAAAAACCAGGAAACAGGGAAAGGAGUCUUGCUCUGAUUUUAUCUUUCAUGGCUCUUGCACUCACAUUCAUCGUUUGUUUAGUUAUGUCGGGUGUCAUUUUCCUUGUGGCGAGGAGCUCGAGGGAAUCAGAGCUAGAUCUAUUAGAGGGGAAGAAAAACAGGCAUGACACGCCUUGCAGCUCGGGUGGAUCAUCGCCAUGGCUAUCGGGUAAAAUCAAGGUCAUUCGCCUUGACAAAUCAACGUUCACCUACUCUGAUAUCUUGAAAGCAACCAGCAACUUCUCCGAGGAACGAGUCAUAGGCAGAGGCGGAUAUGGAACCGUAUACAGAGGGACACUGCCCGAUGGAAGACAGGUUGCUAUCAAGAAGCUGCAAAGAGAAGGAACUGAAGCAGAGAAAGAGUUCAGAGCCGAAAUGGAAGUUCUAAGCGCCAAUGCAUUCGGUGACUGGGCACACCCGAACCUUGUAAGGCUAUACGGAUGGUGCCUUGAUGGAUCGGAGAAACUCCUAGUGUAUGAAUACAUGGAAGGAGGAAGCCUAGAGGAGCUCAUCUCAGACAAAACAAGGCUUCCAUGGAAGAAACGGAUCGAUAUAGCCAUGGAUGUAGCACGAGCUUUAGUUUUCUUACACCACGAAUGUUACCCUUCCGUUGUUCACAGAGAUGUGAAAGCAAGCAACGUUCUUUUGGACAAAGAUGGAAAUGCAAGAGUGACGGAUUUCGGACUGGCUAGGCUCGUAGAUGUCGGGGAUAGCCAUGUGAGCACCGUGAUUGCAGGCACGGUCGGGUAUGUAGCUCCCGAGUAUGGACAAACAUGGCAAGCAACAACCCGAGGAGAUGUUUACAGUUACGGGGUAUUGAUAAUGGAACUUGCAACGGGGAGAAGGGCGGUUGAUGGAGGCGAAGAAUGUCUGGUUGAAUGGGCGAGACGGGUAAUGACGGGUAACAUUUCAACCAAAGGUUCGCCAUUUACGCUUCUCGGGACAAAACCCGGGAACGGGGCAGAGGAACUGAGUGAACUACUAAAAGCCGGUGUGAAGUGUACGGCAGAACAGCCUCAAGCUCGGCCUAACAUGAAAGAGGUUCUGUCUAUGUUGGUGAAUAUAUCAGGAACAAGAGAUGAUUUCUACAUUGGAUUGUCUUCACCUGAAGACAGAGACAUCACCAAGGGUUAACCAACCACAAGGAAAUGUAACAUUUUCCCGAGGUUUCUUUCUUAUUCUUCUUCUUUCAUAUUUAACAUUGUUUGGUAUACUAGUACUAUACAUAACAGAGUUUUCUCCUCUUCUUCUUCUUUUUUUUUUUGGUUGCUUCUUAUUCUUCUUGUACACAGAUUGGCAAGAUUUGUUCCAUCUUGUACAGUGAAAAACAGUUUGUUAUAAGAAUCUUCUCUUUUCCCCU
Molecule: messenger RNA, 3720 nt
Organism: Tarenaya hassleriana
Lineage: Eukaryota; Viridiplantae; Streptophyta; Magnoliopsida; Brassicales; Cleomaceae
Product: probable LRR receptor-like serine/threonine-protein kinase At1g74360
Exons: 2
Coding region: 174-3494 (1106 amino acids)
Biological process (GO): protein phosphorylation
Molecular function (GO): protein binding; ATP binding; protein kinase activity
Source: RefSeq, a predicted model, not a curated record